UCGCGUCAGCACGGUGGGUCGACUGUGCGUUCAUGGAGCUGCGAGUCCGCGCUGCUGAAUCACAUGUGCGUCGCUGGUGAGGGACACGGAGCUCAGAUCUACCCUGGACAAACGCUUAUUCGACCGAUGCGCCUCGGAGAGCCUCUCAGCUCCACUCUGUCCAAGUGAUUUAGCAGAUUUUCACCGCCAUGUCUACGGAAAAGCAGAACAUCCCCGAGGAGAACCUGCAAGGCUCUUGGGUGGAACUGCACUUCAAUAAUGGAGGUGGAGGAGUUUCCAAAACAGGGGUGGAGGAUCAGGCUGCCAGCGCCGCUCCCAGCGGAGACAUGGAGAAGAUGCUGCUGGAUGCGCAGCACGAGUCUGGCAGGAGCAGCUCUAGAGGGAGUCUACCCUGUGAUAGUCCUCCAAGAUCCCAGACUCCUUUGCACUUGUGCAGGGGCUCAGAGGUUCACAGCUCAGGAGAAAAGAACAGCUCACAGUCUGAUGAGGAUUACCUGGAGAGGAGAAGAGAGGUAGACAACCUGAUGAAGAAAAAUGCUGAUUGGAUAUGGGACUGGUCAAGCCGACUGGAAAACAUACCACCCAAAGAGUUCUUGCUGAAGCAGCCCAAACGUUCCAGCACUCUGAGUAUCAGGAACACCAGCGUGAUGAAGAAGGGAGGAAUCUUCUCCGCUGAGUUCCUGAAAGUCUUCCUCCCAUCUCUUAUAAUUUCCCACAUCCUUGCUCUGGGGCUUGGAGUGUACAUCGGAAGGCGCAUUCCUACCUCCCACGGCACGUUCUGAGGGAAAACAUACACAAUCUCAAAUCUGCACCUUCACCAUCUCUGCUGCUUUGUCUUGAAUCUGUGUUCCAGUAGAUACAAAUAGGUCAGGCUCACGUGACCCGUUUCCUCUUACUGGCCGUGUGCCGCACUGCCGUUGUUGCCCCUCGUGUAUUCCUCUGGCUCUUUCCCAUAGUUCCUCCCUGAGCCGCUUUUAAAGCACAGACUGCACUGUCAUUCUACGAAGGGAGGCCAUUUUGGGUUUUAAGGCAGUGAGCCGAGUCAUAGUCAUGUGCUCCACUUUCCAUCCUUGAGUCCUUUCUUGUGCAGAUAUAUAGAACCUAUUUAAAAAGAAACACCUGUAAUGUGAACAGAAAGGAUGUGAAACUAAGAUGUAAGCAAGGGGUGCAGGAGGACACCAAGACGCUUGAUUUGAAAACACUACAGGAGAGUAUUUUACAGAGCAGGAUUUCUUAGUGAGCGUAAUGUGAGGCUUGUCCAGAAAAAAAAAGUCCAUUACUUCUCUUCCUGUUGGACAGGCGUGACUUUCGGCUGAAAGCAAUACUCAAGCGACUUUCAAUGUCAUCGAGUGCGUUUACAUGCACUCAAUAAUCCGAUCAUAAUCAGAUUUCUGCAAAUAUCUGAUUAUAUAAAUGGUCAUAUAAACAGCAUACUCUGAUUUCUUAGAGCAUAGCAUGGUCUAGAAAUCAGAUCUAGAGAGCUGGAAUUCAGCUCAGUGCAUGUAGACUCUUACUCGGAUUUCUUUCAUAUUCUCAGUUUAGGCAUAUGUGAACAUACCACGGUACCGGAAAUAAGCGAGCAGUUUAGGAGCAACGCUGAAACCAAAUGUGCUUGACAAAAUGAAGGAUUUAAAUAUUAUUCAUCUUCUAGAUGAUGUAUAUUCAUAGUUUCAGGUAAAGUGGCGUAGGUAAAGCAUGACGUUUUACAUUGCGUUUAUGUCGUCUUCUGGCCGGUUGCAAAGCAGAAAUCUGAUUACUGCCUGAAUCACGUACACCCGGAGUUUUCACAUUAUCUGAUUACUCAAGUGCAUGUAAAAGCGUUGGUCAGAUUACUGACAAAACCUGAUUUUCUGCAGUUAUUGGAUUAAGUGCAUGUAAACACAUUAUCUACCAGAUCUUUAAUGUACUGUUGAGUAUCAGACACUGAACAAGAUCGCAAUACCCAAUGACUUGAAACUUGCUUACAACAGUAGCUAUUGGGCAGACACUGAACUACAUAAAAAAUAUUUAAAAUUAGUGACUGAUAAAUUCUAAAUGGUUAUGCUUGAACGGGACACGUCUUGGGAGACUGACGUUAGAUUGUCUUUGGUUUUCAGCAAAGCUUUAUUCUAAUUUCAAAUGGUGAAGUAACGCAAUACAAAAAAGGAGUUCUGGUUACUUUUGCUGUCCUGAGGGUUUUCUUGUAUUCAUGGCGAUCAGGUGUUACCAGUAAAAACUCUACCAGUAAUGAAUUACCAUAAAUUCUACCCUCUGGAAAACUAGUCCCAUCACAGAGAACAAAUAACCCAGCUGUAUGGCUCACAAAUACCUUAAGAAUCAUAUAAAUGUUUUAUUGGUAGAAUUCAGCAACUGCCCACAUCUAUCUGCCAUAUGUUGCAUGUGGACAAUUGACCACAUGUAACAUAUGGCAGAUAGAGAUAAGGUUGAAAAAGGUUGGAAUAAUACUUUUGUUUAUCUGUUAUCUGACUAACUGAGAAAUCCUGCUGUGUAAAACAGUCUUCAGGUACGGCAGAGUAUUCUCCAGACCUGUGGGUUUGUACGUAAAGAUGCUUGAGAAUUAUUCGUGGUCAUCGUCUGCAUGAGAAGGGCUUGAGUAAGACUGCAGAUCUAGGAUCAGUUUUUAACCGUCCAUAUGGAAAUGAACAGUAAGCACAGAGAGGAGCUGCUCCUACAUCAGCACUCGCACUUAUGAGAUGCUGAAAGAUCGAUUAGGCAGGCAGAGAACGAUGGUCAGCGGUUUAAAGUAAGAAGUGCAUGGGGAAUCAUGAUCACAGAGAACUGUUGGUUAUUCAGUACUGAAAAUAUAUCUAAAUAGAAGAUUUAGAGGUCGAUUAGUUUCUCAAAAAAGAUCUUUACCAAAUACUUUUGACAUGUGAUUGUGACACUACAAGGAAAGACAGUUUUUUUUUUUCAUUGUUGUGAUAUUUAACUCAGGUAAGCAUCAGGUAAGAGAUAAAGGUGUAUCAUUAACUGGCCAGAAGCAAAUGCGUACAGGGUAGCAAUGCACAGGUACCAAAACAGAGGAAAACACUCAUUUCUCAGUGAAAGGAGUGCAACAGUGUUCAAGGAGAAUUCCACUGAUUUUAACUGCAUAAUUCAGUUAUUAAGAUGUGAACAAAGUUAUUCACAUAUGUUAAAUGUGAAACGGUACAUUGUAGAGAAACCUGCUGCUGAUUUCUUUGCAGUGUUGGUGAUAAUGAACCAAGGAAAAUGGGUAUAAUGCAAAUAUAACCAUUGUUUUUGCUAUCUAAAAUGACCAGUGAACCUACAUGCGUCAGUUUUCAUAUAUAAUAUUGAUAAUGGUAAAACAGGGGUUAAUCAAAAAACUUUAUUUGGGGACUAUUUUCCCAUAUAACACCCUGCAUGUACCUCUCCAUCAUGAAUGACUUUUUAAACAUAUAUAAAGUUUAGGAGAAAACCUUAUUAAAACUGUUGUAAAACAAUGUGUCAGACAUCAGGCAGCGUAUUCAUAACCAUGUCAUAAUAAUGUGAUGUAGGCAUUAAACACUUUGGAUGUCUGGUUCCUAUCACCCCCACUGUGAACAAUUCUGAUACAGAGAGUAUCUGUAGAACAGCAUUUCAUAUCAGACCUCUCUUUAUGUUUAAAUCUUAAUCAUUUACUUAUUUAAGCAGACAUUUUGCAAAUUUGGUGGAAAUUGGUGGAAUUCCCCUUCAAAAAUCAUUUGACAACUGGCAAGUACAAAUACAAACACAGAAUGUAAAUACAGAAUGUUGUCAAAAUAUAGUUUCACCUUUUUCUGUUGAAAGAAAAACAAAACAUGGAACUAAAAUCUCUCCAAAUUGGCCAAUUUUCUUCUUUGCACAAGGGCUGCACAAAGGCAGCCUGCUUUUCUUUAUAUAGUGUUGAUUGCGUAUUCGAGUUUGCCUUAUACUGUACUGAAAUCGAAAUCUAGAAUCUCUGAACCUUCUAAAGCUCAACUUCAUUAAGAAUCUAGAUGCAGUUGUUAGGUUGCCUUAGCUGCUGUGAUGACUGUUCACUGGAAUAAGGCAAGGAGACAAAGGGAAACCCUGUGUAAUUUAUGUGCAUGUUUUUGUAGUGUGUAGAAAUGUUCAGUGUACGUGACAGUCACUUUGGUUUUGUAUUAAAAGUGGGAAUCAAUAAAUGAAUAAACAAAUCAGUAAAUAAAA
Messenger RNA from Colossoma macropomum (tambaqui), 4149 nucleotides. RefSeq names its product BCL2 interacting protein 3 (gene bnip3). Bases 189 to 782 code for a protein of 197 amino acids. Gene Ontology annotation, biological process: positive regulation of apoptotic process; mitochondrial outer membrane permeabilization. The record is from RefSeq and is a predicted model, not a curated record. NCBI's taxonomy places the organism in Eukaryota, Metazoa, Chordata, Actinopteri, Characiformes, Serrasalmidae. The transcript is spliced from 6 exons. Gene Ontology annotation, cellular component: mitochondrial outer membrane; nucleus; mitochondrial envelope.